CACCACGCUCAGAGAGCCGCUCCUCGGGUCCAGCUCACCGGAGACCCGUCUGCUGCGGCCGUGCCUCCUCAGAGAGGGAGUGGACGCCUCCUCGGGACCCGGGAUAGAAGUGCAGCAGCUCCGCGAUGAGCUGUGAGAAGCCGCCGCUGCCCGCAGACGAUGUGGGGGCGGAGCAGGAGGCGGGUCCAGUGGCGGUUCCUGAAGCUCCGCCGGAGGCAGCGCGUGACGGGUGGGACAGUAAAGUGGAGUAUUUUCUGGCUCAGGUGGGCUUCAGUGUGGGACUGGGGAACGUGUGGAGGUUCCCUUACCUCUGCCAUCAGAACGGAGGAGGAGCGUUUCUGUUGUUGUAUAUAGUGCUGAUGGUGUUGGUGGGCGUCCCGUUGUUUUUUCUGGAGCUGGCUGCUGGUCAGAGUAUUCGUCAGGGCAGUAUCGGAGUGUGGAGACACAUCUCGCCUAAACUGGUGGGGAUCGGAUACUCCAGCUGUGUGGUGUGUUUCUUCGUGGCUCUGUAUUAUAACGUGAUUAUCGGCUGGAGUAUAUUUUAUCUCCUGAACUCCUUCCAGAGUCCGCUGCCGUGGGAGAACUGUCCCAGAGAGGGGAACGAUACAGUGGCUGAAUGUGCUGCGAGUUCCCCCACCUCGUACUUCUGGUACCGCAGAGCUCUGGACAUCACAGACUCCAUCAGCGAGACCGGGCAGUUUAACCUGGUCAUCACCGGCUGUCUGGCCAUAGCGUGGAUCAUCGUCUGUCUCGCCAUGUACAAGGGAAUCAAAUCCACCGGCAAGGUGAUGUAUUUCUCCUCGGUGUUUCCGUACGUGGUGCUGCUGUGUUUUCUGGUCCGAGGUCUGAUGCUAGACGGAGCUUCAGAGGGCAUCACAUACAUGCUGUACCCCAAGCCGGAGAUCUGGGGUAAGGUGCAGGUGUGGCGUCAGGCGGCUACGCAGGUGUUUUUUGCGCUGGGAUUGGGUUUCGGUUCGGUUAUUGCGUACUCCUCCUACAACCCGCGCAACAACAACUGUCACCGUGACGCCAUCACUGUCUCAAGCGUCAACUUCUUCACCUCCGUCCUGGCCUCACUGGUGGUGUUCGCCGUGCUGGGAUUCAGAGCCAAAAUCUUCGCCAAGGAAUGCGUCAUACGUAAUCUGAAGUUGGUAUCUGAGGCUGGUAUUCCUUCUCUGCUCAUCAACAUGACUGAGCCGGAGUCCGUCUCUUUAGAGACGUAUGCACGCUGGUACGAGUUUCAAGGCAAGGGGCUGUACAUCAAUGACACCAACAUCACAUCCUGUAAGCUGGACGAUGAGAUGAAGAAGGGUGUAGAGGGAACAGGUUUGGCGUUCAUUGCGUUCACUGAGGCAAUGACAUUGUUUCCAGCAUCUCCAUUUUGGUCAGCAAUGUUCUUCCUCAUGCUCUUGAACCUCGGUCUGUCCACCAUGUUCGGCACCAUGGCGGGAAUCCUAACCCCCCUGACCGACACCUUCAAAACGCUCCGCAAACGCAAACUAUGCUUCACAGCAUGUAGCUGUGCAGUCGGCUUUGUGAUUGGUCUGUUGUUUACGCAGCGCUGUGGGAAUUACUUUGUGGUGAUGUUUGAUGAUUAUUCAGCAACACUGCCGCUCAUCAUCGUCGUUGUUUUCCAAACUAUCAGCAUCGCCUGGGUGUACGGGGCAGACAGGUUCCUGGAGGACAUAAGGCAGAUGCUGGGCCGGCCGGUGUGGGGGGUGUAUAAGUACCUGUGGAAGUAUGUGUGUUUGUUAGCCAUGGUGGGGCUGCUCGGUGCCAGCUUAGUCCGAAUGUGCCUCAGCAGACCCAAAUAUACAGCCUGGAACAGAGAGAAGGCAGUGGAGGAGGAAUUGGACUAUCCUGAUUGGGCACUGGCUGUCCUUUCAUCUCUCAUAGUCAUCGCAGUGCUGCCGGUUCCUCUGGGAUACGCCCACUCUGUCCUGCAGCAGCGCGCAGGGCAGUCAGCUCUGGACACCGAGGCAGGAUACACCCCCUGCAGCACCACAGAUACUGACUCCGUCCCCAAUGGUACUGCUAUGACUGAGGAGAACUUCAGUCUCCUUGCACGCAGUGAGGGUGCGGAAGAAGGGGAGGCGUCUACCAGAGUAUAAACACAGGAGUGAACAGCAAACAGGAGAGUUACUGAAGACUUUUAUUGCACAAAACAGCCCAGUGUGCCAGACUGGCUGAGAGGGUCCACCUGCGGCUGGAAUCAACCCAGUAUCACAGACAGUCAAACAUGCUGUAUUUUUUUUAUAAAGGUCCUGAACUGUCCUUAUCUGUAUUUAGACGCAGAUGUGAACAGUUUUACUGCUGUGCAGUAAUGAGUUGAUUCAUGGAAACUUUCAGUACUUUAGCAGUAACUUUUACACCAAGUGUGCAGCCACACUGAGCCUUUUCAGCCUCCUUCUAAACACAGUCCUUUUAGUUUACUGCCAGCUCAGCUUGACUCAGCUGUGUUUUAUUUGUGUUGGUCCAAUUUGUUUGAUAUUUAACUUCAAGGCUGUUUUAGGCACAAGUGGCACAACCUUCACCUCCUUAGGCAUGGAGUGGACAGUCAGUGCCAUCAUGAGUGCCCAGCUGGCCACAUCACUGUGCCAGACAGUGCUGUACAGAGUUCAUGUAGUAAAGGGUCACAACUCAACUGUACACAUUUAGAUUUUUGUUCUUUUUAAAGCAUUGCUGGCCAACACAGUUCUUUAGUUCCUUCCCUUUUUAUCUUUCAUUUUAAACAAGGACGUAGGAUGUUUAGUGGCAUAAGCUGAUUGGUAUCCACUUGUUUGACACACCAUCUCCAAAACGUACAGGAGUAUUUGUUGUUACCAUGUGGGAGGUGGAGUGCUUACAACCACUUACACAGCUGUUGCUUUUAUGUUGUGUCAUUUUGCGAUAUUUCAAAAUGGACAAGAACAAGGUUUAGCUGGCUUAUAUGGUCACCAAGUAUGUGGACAUUUUCACUUAUUUUCAAGCCGUCUUCAAUAAAUGUCAAGCCACCUAAUUAACAACUGCUAAGCGUUAAACAGUGCUGCUAACUGGGACAGAGGAGCUGGUCAGCGUUAGCUUGGCUAGUGUGAUAACAGCUCUGCUCACCACAGAACAUGCUGGAUUCUGGGUGACUAAAGCACCGACACAAGUUUAGAUGAUAAUGACUCAAAUAUUUAGGAGUGAAGUGGGGCAGCUGGACCUGAAGGGACAGAAAGGAGAACCUGUUCUGUGGUGUUUGGUUCUGUAAACAGCAAACAGACCAAACAGAGCUGCACACCACAGUACAGGCUUGACUCUGCUGACACAGUCGGCCAAGCAAGUUGGGUUACUGGGACUCCAUCAUCUUUGGUAUUCCAGGGACAACAGUGAUUGGUUGAUUUGAGUUUGUAUUACCUUCAAAAGUUUGGUGAGGAUGUUAUCAGUAUGGCAAAUGGUUGAAUUAAUUUAUUGACGUGCAUGUAAAUCUCCAUCGUGAGACCAACUUUACUUUGUUGAAAAUGACUACAGCAGUAACUGUGCUUGUUUUAUGUCGGACCAAACACCCACACUAACAUCCGCCGGUGUAGCUGUACUGCGGGUGGUCACUUUGCGUCCCAAAUUGGGAACGUAUUUACUUCCAACCUCAUUUUUGUCACAGGGAACAGAAUUUUUAUAGCCAUAAAUCAGUGAGCAGUUCUGUCACUGAUGUGCCUCAAGUCUUUCCCACAGUCUGUGCACAGCAUUCAUAGUUCAGGAACUGUCGAACACAAACGUUGGUUUGUUUGGACCAUCAGCUUUAGUGUCAGAAGACUUCUAUUAUUCCUUCUUGUAUGUUUAAAGACUUUUCCUGUAAUGGAUCUAAAAGGCCUUGUUGACACCUUGUGCUUCACAUGCACAAAGAAAGUGCCAAUUAUUGUUUUGUUGUUACUUGGAAUUUUCUAAAUUUUUGAUGUACAGUUUUUGUUGUAGAUUUUUUUUAGAAUGAUUUUAAUGAUGUUUUUAUUUUGUUUUUAAAAGUCACUUGUAUCUGUACGUAAUGAAACAUGCACCAGCUGUUUAAAAGGUUUAAAUUAACUCAAACAGGGUAAAAAAAGGAACUAAUGUUGCAGCAGAGACAAAAGUCAUUCCAUCCCAAAUCACUCUACUCCACUCAUUAACUACACCUUAUAAAAAA
Molecule: messenger RNA, 4138 nt
Organism: Colossoma macropomum (tambaqui)
Lineage: Eukaryota; Metazoa; Chordata; Actinopteri; Characiformes; Serrasalmidae
Gene: slc6a16b
Product: solute carrier family 6 member 16b
Biological process (GO): sodium ion transmembrane transport
Cellular component (GO): membrane
Source: RefSeq, a predicted model, not a curated record